This is a messenger RNA of Metopolophium dirhodum (rose-grain aphid), 993 nucleotides long. RefSeq lists its product as uncharacterized. NCBI's taxonomy places the organism in Eukaryota, Metazoa, Arthropoda, Insecta, Hemiptera, Aphididae. The transcript is spliced from 2 exons. The coding region runs from base 1 to 993 and encodes 330 amino acids. The record is from RefSeq and is a predicted model, not a curated record.
AUGGGACAGAAAAUUUUAAAUGGGACAUUUGGAUUUCUAGAACAAUGUCGACUUCCGGGAUCAGAUAAGGUAGCACCCCAUGUAAUUGUAGGUGAUGAGGCUUUUCGCUUACAUAAACAUAUUUUGAAACCAUAUACGAGAAAAUCUGCCCGAGAAAAUCCUUCAGAAGCUGUGUUUAAUUACAGACUAUUCGUGCUCGAAGAGUUACCGAAAAUGAUUUCGGGGCUUAACUCUGAUGACAAUGACAAUGAUUUUAAUGAGAAUAGACAACAAUUGCAGUUAGAUUUACACAACAACCAUAAUUACGAUGUUGACUUUAUUAUACCUGACUGCAAGGAAAGUAUUGGAACAAAAAAAGCAUUUUUGGAACGACAUCCCAUACAACCUUUAGGAACCAAUGGAAAACAGAUGCCUUUUAAUCCAAGUAAACUGUAUUAUCGUGCACUUCCUAAUGGAGAAAAGAUUUUAAGAAAAUCUUUAUCAUAUUCUUCUAUAUUAAAUAAAAUAUUUUGUGCUAGUUGUAUGGUAUUUUCUGAUAAAACUUCUAAUGUUUCUCCAUUUGUCAAUGGUUAUACAAUUAAGGCAAAACAUGUUUAUAAAGCUGCUGAAGAACAUGAAAAUUCAAAAACCCAUCGACACGCAAUAUCAGCUGCACUUCAAUGUUCAAUGAGUAAAGAUAUUGGCUCAUUAAUUGACCGCGAUCUUACAUUUAAACGUAUGAAGGAAAUAGAGCAACGAAGAUUGGUCCUUAAAAGGCUUAUAGAUAUUAUAAUUUUUAUUGGGCGUCAAGGUUUUCCAUUCAGAGGUAAAGAAGAAGGUGCCCACUCAUUGAAUAAGAAAGGAAACCAUGGUAAUUUUUUAGAAUUAGUCUUAUUACUUGCUGAUUACGACAGUGUAUUACGUGUACAUUUGGAUCACGAAGCUCCCGGGUUUGGUGACCUCGGACAAGCCUCGCGGCAUGUCCUCCGUCUGCAACUACGGACCUUAUGUUAG